ACAAUAAAAAUUAGAAAAUCUACAGUCCACUUAUUAUACAUAAAAAUGGUCCAGUCGAUCCGGAUGGUAUAAAUCAGGAUUAAUUAGAAUUCGAUGGAUGAAGUGUAUUUUCAUCUUGGCCGACUACACUGCUAUCACCUGCUAUCACCUACAACGUGCAGUGCAGCACAUAUGCACAUCGAAAUAGAACUAAUCUAUAAUUUUACAAAAAAGUUACGUUAAUCAAUCGAUGCAAUGGCUGAGUUGAAGAGGUUCAAGGCGAAACGGGCUUACUGCAAGGCGAGUGUUACACGCAUUUCAAAUUUUCUUAAUCUGCACAAAGACGCUACUCUCACCGACACAUUAAUAAACGAGUUGGAGGUACGCAAGGGAAUGUUAUCGAACUGCUUUAAGGAGUAUAAUAAUUGCCAAGUCGAAAUUUCAUUUUUGGAGGAAGGGGAACCGGAGAUUGUUGACGACUUCGAAAAUAAGUACAUCAAAUUGAUGGCUGAAAUCGACACAAAAAUAAAGGCGUUCCAUUGUCGUCUAGCACCAAUUGACAGUUCGCACAGUGCUUCUCAACCAUUGGCAUCAAACCAUGUUACAGUACCGGACAUCCUAAAACCCAACACCAAACUUCCAUCAGUUCAAAUUCCGUGCUUUGAUGGAAAGGAACUAAGCAAGUAUAAACCCUUUAAUGAUUUGUUUGUGGCCGUGAUUGGUAAUAACAGUACCUUAACUGAUGUUGAAAAACUGUUUUAUUUACGUAGUUAUUUAAAAGGUGAAGCCUUGUCCUUAAUUGUUAAUUUACCUAUUGUUCAUGAAUCAUAUAAGGAAGCUAUAUCCAUUUUAGAUAGUAGAUACAAAAAUGAGUUUAUCAUUACCAGUUCUCACAUUUAUGCUAUGUUAGAUGUACCUGACAUAAUCAAAGGGACUGCGAGUAACAUUCGUGAAUUUGUUGCCAAGAUUAAGCAAGAAGUAAGCGCAUUAAAAAACUUAGGUCAACCAGUUCACGAGUGGAAUAUGUUAUUGCUUUGUUUAUUGUCCAGAAAACUCGAUACAUAUACUAAUAGAGCCUUUCAAUUUGACAGGAACAAUGCCAAUGCAUUGCCCACACUUGAGGAAUUACUGCAGUUCUUGGAGAGUAGAGCUACAGCUUUAGAAUCUGUUGGUUUUCCAGAAAAAAAAAUUGAGCAAAUCGCUGAUGUGCAAUCUUGCAGUAAAACCAAAGGCAAAAAAGGGGAAAGGAAUGGAAUGUAAUUAUUGCAUGGAAUUGGGACACAAGGUAUAUAGGUGCAACAAGUUUAAAGGAAUUUCUGUUAUAGAUCGUAUCAAUUUUAUUGAAACCAAGGGUUUUUGUAAACUCUGUCUGAAUGACCAUAUUGAUAAAUGUAAUCUUAAUUUAAAAUGUCAUGUAUGUAAAGAAGGUCAUAACUCUUUACUGCAUCAAAUAGAAGAGAGUAGUGUGGUUUCUGUUGGUCAGAAUCAUGUAGAAAAUGUUAUCCUACCUAUUAUUAAAGUCAAAAUUAAAUCAAGGAAUGGCCAGGAGACUGUUGUUAGGGCACUUGUCGAUACAGGAUCUCAAACUUCCUUCUGUACUACCAAUUUAAUUAAUAAAUUGAAAUUGAACACCUUUAAUAGUGGUAAAACUAUUCUCGGCAUUACCAAUACAAUGUCGAAGGUUUCUAAGGCUGUUCACUUAUUGAUUGAAUCAUGUACAACUAAUUACAAAUUAAGUAUCAAAUGCUCAGUGGUGGAGAGGAUCACAAAAAAUCUGCCACAAGUUCCUAUUGACAUAUCACAGCUUAUCAUGCCGAACAACAUAAUUCUGUCUGAUAAUGAGUUCAAUGUGCCAAAGCCUAUUGAUUUAUUGUUGAGUGCUGACAUCUUUUUCAAAAUUUUACGACAAGAUCGUCUCCAGAUUGGUAACUUGGUGUUGCAAGAUACAGUAUUUGGUUACAUGGUCAGUGGUACUGUGCAACAAAAUAUUUGUAAUUUAUCCUUAGAAUAUUGUCAUUUUAAUUUAGAAGAGUUGGUAUCCAAAUUUUGGGACACUGAAAAGGUCUCUGAAAUUUAUCCUGAAUUCACAACUGAACAAGAAGCAUGCGAAUCAUGCUUUCAAAAGUCUGUUGUGAGAGUGGGUAAUAGGUUUCAAGUGUCUUUACCAUUGAAACAAGAAUUAAAUCCCGAUACAUUGGGAAAUUCAUAUAAGAUUGCCUUGAAACGAUUUAUAAAUUUAGAAAAAAGGUUUUCCAUUAAUCCUACCUUAUUUGAAAGUUAUUCAAGGUUUAUCAAUGAAUAUAUUGAGCUUGGUCACGCAAAAAUGGUUGAACUUCAAAAUGAUGAAAAAAUUGCUCAUUUUCUAGCUCAUCACCCAGUUAUAAGGGAUGAUAAGAAAACUACCAAAUUAAGAGUAGUUUUUGAUGGAAGCAUGAAAACAAAUAAGCAGGUAUCAUUGAAUGAUUUUAUGUACAACGGAGCGGUAGUUCAAAAUGAGCUAUUUGAUAUUUUGUUAUUAUUUCGGACAUUCAAAUUUGUGAUUCUAAGUGACAUAAAGCAGAUGUACAGACAAAUAUUAAUUUCUCCCGAGCACAAACCUCUUCAAAAUAUUUUAUGGAGAAGCGAUCCUAAAUCAUCAAUUACAUGUCUACAGCUACAAACAGUUACAUACGGGCUAAAAAGUUCGCCCUUUCUUGCAACUCGUUGCCUAGUGGAGUUGUGUAACCUGGAGGGUAAAAAGUUCCCUUUGGCGGCCAGGGCAGUGUUACAUAACACGUAUGUAGAUGAUAUUUUAGCUGGUGGCGACACUGUUGAAGAAGUCAUACAAUUACGAGAUGAACUCAUACAAUUAUUAAGUAACGGAUCAUUUGAAUUACAUAAAUGGUGUUCUAAUAACCCUUCUAUUUUAAAUGGUAUCCCAAUUGAAUUACAACAUUUUGAUGAACGUGAGAUGAAUCAUGAUUUGAUAGUAAAAACAUUAGGGUUGUCAUUUGAUGUUAAAUUAGACAUGUUUAAAAUAUCAAGUCCCAAGGAAAGCAUCACUAAGGCUAACACUAAACGUAAAAUUUUGAGCUUUUUAUGUAAAUUUUAUGAUCCUCUAGGAUUGGUAGGCCCACUUUUUGUAUCUGCAAAAAUUAUAAUGCAAAGGUUGUGGUUAAAGAAAAUAGACUGGGAUGACAUUUUAAGUGAUGAGUUACUUGAAACAUGGGAGGAGUUCGUAGAGAAUCUAAGAAAAAUGGAACCAAUUAAUAUUCCAAGAUACUUGCAAUUGAAUUCCCAUGCUACUAGUGAGCUUGUAGGUUUUUGCGACGCUUCCAUGUUUGCAUACGGUGCAGUUGUGUAUAUAAGAACUGUAAAUGAAACUGUUACGUCAACUUUAUUGUGUUCUAAAUCGCGCAUAGCUCCGUUGAAUAAAAAACUAACAAUACCCAGGUUAGAGUUAAACAGUGCGCUGUUAUUAGCAAAUGUAAUUCAUAAAGUAUAUAGUGUAUUAAAGAAAAGGAUAAACAAGGUGUAUUUGUACUCUGACUCUAACAUAGUAUUAGCUUGGAUAAAAACAAACUCUGUUAAAUUAAAUCCAUAUGUGGCAAACAGAAUAAUAAAGAUUCAAGGCUUAACGAAAGGUAUGCAAUGGUCGUAUAUUAAUACAAAGGACAAUCCAGCGGAUUGUUUGUCUAGAGGUAUUAAUCCAAAUGAAAUUUCAAAAAACAAAAUCUGGUGGUAUGGGCCGAGUUAUUUCUUAAAUGUCAACUAUAAGCAUCCGCUGUCUGAGGUAAAACUGGCAGAGCCAUUGCCAGAGCAGAAAAUAGCCUGCACUCAAAUUAUUUUGGAAUCUAGUACAUUAUUUGCCAAAUAUUCUUCAAUAAGUAAGUUAGAAAGAAUCAUAGCCUGGAUAUUAAGGUUUAAGCAUAAUGCAAGUAGGCCAAAGUAUAAAUUAGUUGGUAAUUUAAAGCCGUUUGAAGUUUAUAAUGCCUUAGAAAAAAUCUUGAUCGUUGAACAGCAAUUUCACUUUCACGAAGAAUUCAAACUAAUUCAAAAUGGUCAGCAAGUAAAGACGCAAUUAGCAUCAUUGCAUCCUUUUAUAGACAGGAGAGGAAUUCUUCGUGUAGGUGGCAGGUUGCAGAAUGCGCAGAUUGAGUAUGACCAAAAGCACCCUAUAAUACUUCCAAAAAAAAGCAUCAUAACUGAUUUAAUUAUUAUAAGAGAGCAUAAAAAAUUGCUACAUGCAGGUCAAAAACAGAUUUUAAGUAGCUUAAAUUUAAAAUAUUGGUUAAUUAAUGGAAAUAGGGAGAUAAAAAAGAUUAUUCAUAAGUGUGUAAUAUGUUUCCGAUUAAAAGCUCAAUGUGCACAACAAUUAAUGGGAUCUUUACCUGAACCAAGAGUAACUUACAAUAGACCAUUUCAUAAUGUAGGUGUUGAUUUUUGUGGUCCAUUUCAAUUAAAACAAUCUACUAUUCGAAGGUCUGUAAUCACAAAAUCAUACAUUGCAUUGUUUGUGUGUUUCUCUAUAAAGGCGAUUCACAUGGAACUAUUGUCUGAUUUAACUGCUGAUAAUUUUCUAUCGGUUCUUAAAAGAUUUAUAUCACGUCGAGGCAAACCAGCAAAAAUCUAUUGUGAUAAUGGUGGCACAUUCAAGGGUGCUAAUAGAAAGCUGAGUGAAUUGCGAAAUAUGUGUAAAAAAGAAAGUGCGAACAAGGUAGAGAAUUAUAGCCUAGACGAAGGUAUAGAAUUCAUUUUUACCCCAGCUUAUUCGCCCGUAUUUGGCGGCCUUUGGGAGGCGGGAGUUAAAAGUGCAAAGGCACAUCUAAAAAGAGUUGUAGGGAAUAACGUUUUAACAUAUGAACAGUUUAAUACUAUAAUCAUUCAAAUAGAAGGCAUCUUGAAUUCGAGACCUCUCACACCAAUGAGCAACGAUUGUACUAGCUUGGAAUAUUUAUCUCCUGGUCAUUUUUUGAUAGGAAGCACGUUUACUAGUUUUCCGGAAUCUGAUUGUACAUCGAUUCCGCAAAACAGGUUGAAAAUGUGGCGUUUGUGCACGCAAAUACAACAACAGUUCUGGAAAAAAUGGCAUGUAGAUUAUCUAGUACAGUUGCAAGCACGACCAAAGUGGAAGGCACCUACUCCUAAUCUACAAGUAGGCAUGCUGGUUCUAAUUAAAGAUUUAAAUUUACCUCCUUUAAAAUGGCCAUUGGGUAGAAUUACACGAACUUUACCUGGAAAUGAUAACAAGGUACGAGUAGUUGAAGUAAAAACUCACAAAGGCACCUAUAUUCGUUCUGUCACAAAACUUGCUAUCCUUCCAAUUGAUUUGUAAUAUAAUAAAUUGACAUUCAAGAUCUACACUAAUAUAAGUAACACAUUUUAGACAAGGAAAUAAUCAAGUAGCUCUGCUAUCCUAAACUGUCAAGUGAAAUUCCGUAUACUUUGUUGACGACGUAUCUUUACAUUUUUGAUUAUGUAAAUUCCAAUAAUUAAUUUAAUGUAUUGAUAAGCAAAAAUAAGUAAUUUUAAGAUGGACGUUGUAAAUUUAAUUUAUGUUGCCUUGUAACUCCGUUUGUGACUAAUUGUUGUAUCCUUUGUGUUAAUUAUUUGUAUUGUUUUAUGGAUAUAAAACAAAAAGGGGGAGUAUGUUACGUACAAUAGAUGGCAACACUGCAGACCAUCGGCUACAUUCAUUCGAGA
This is a messenger RNA of Photinus pyralis (common eastern firefly), 5661 nucleotides long. RefSeq lists its product as uncharacterized. The record is from RefSeq and is a predicted model, not a curated record. Lineage: Eukaryota; Metazoa; Arthropoda; Insecta; Coleoptera; Lampyridae. The coding region runs from base 235 to 1239 and encodes 334 amino acids. The transcript has 2 exons.